AUGAACUUGAUAGUUUCUUUUCUGCUUUUAACUACUUUUGUUUUCGCCAAAAAAUUUACAUUACCUAUACUAGAAAAAACUCAAAAUUUAGCGAAUAGCAGAGUGCCAGUGUAUGAUUACCUGGAGGCUGAGUAUUUGGGUAGGUACAAUUUUCCUUUAAUACUGUAAUUUUAAAACUACUAGAAUAUCAAAAUACAGUGACACAUGUGUAUAACAAUUUGCUAGAAGAAUUAAAAUUUGUUUGUUAUGAAGAGGUUUCGUUAUAAAAAAGUUUCUUAUACAGAGGUUCCACUGUAAAUUAAAAAAAGUUUUAUUGUUUUAUUUUAGUAACAUUAAGCAUUGGGACACCUCCACAAAAGUUUAGAGUUCUGGUUGACAACAGUAGCCCGAUCACUUGGGUACCAGGUUCAGAUUGUGUAUACGACGGUAAAGAAGACGUUACCAAGAAAAAGUUUAGUUCAAAAAAGUAAGCCAUAGUUUACUUAUUCACUUUUCAAUAUAAAAAACGUAAAAAUAAAAAAAAAUUUUAAUUUAAAUUUUUUUAGUUCAUCAACCUACCAACCUGAAUAUGACUUCUUUGGACAUAACACUACAUUAGGCAAAGUUGCCGGCAAAUUGGCUACUGAUACUGUUACUCUUGGUGAAGGAGAAAACUCUUUAACACUGGAAGAUAUUGAAUUUGGCAUAGCUAGCGUACUUGGCAUUAAAUACAACAACUACGCUUUAGAUGGUGUGCUAGGUCUUGGUAGGCAACGUAAGUUAUGAAAUUUGUUUUGUAUUAAGCUGGCCCUAAUACUAGCACUAGCUUAAAGAUCUAGUCCAGAGCCCUAGCCCAGAGCCCCAGCCCAGAGCUCUAGCCCAGAACCCUAGCCCAAAGCCUUAUACCAGAGCCCUAGCCUAGAACCAUAGCCCAUUGUCCUAACCCAAAGCCUUAAUCCUAGUUCACAGCCGUAGCCCAGAGUUUUAGGAACAUUUUUAGCCCAGAGCAUAGAACCCUAGCCUAGAGUCCUAACCUCAUCUUAAGUUCUACUUUAUCUACAACCUCGAAUUAAAUGUAACUAUGUAAUGUUACCUUAAUUUUUAGCCAAUUCCUUUAUACAAAGAGCCAUAAAUGCUAGUCUACUCGACGAGCCGUUAGUGUCAAUUCAUUUCAAAGACGAAGGAUUUGACAAAACCGGCAAACUGGGUGGCGCUUUGACGCUUGGCGGUGUUGAUAAUGCCAAUUGUGGUAUUGUGUCAAAUUGGGUUGAUAUGGAACAUGAGUUUGAAUGGAUUUUCAAUGUCAGUUCUAUCAAUUUGGAUGGGUUUCAUUUGAAGGGAGGAUUGGCACAGUCCAAUACUGGCAUUGGAUUUGUGUUUGGACCGUUUGAGUGGAUUUAUAGUUGGGCUAGAGGUCUUGGAGCGGACUAUGCUACUAAUAGAGAUAUUUGGGUAGGUGCUUACAUGUUACAGGGUAAGCCAAUAGUUCUGUUACACAGUUUUUUAAUCAAAUAUUUAUUUUAACAACAAAUAUAACUAAAACAACAACUAACAAUGGUAACAUAUAGUAUUAGUUAUAACAUAGUCAGUCGGUUUUGAAGUGUCCCCCCCCCCCCUUUGCGGCUCGGCACAACGCUUCAAAAAAGUUUGAGAAACGACCUAAUGUUUUAUAACAGGAUUUUUGGCGCGCCCUCUCGCACCUAGUUGAACCAAAAGUAGUCGGACACUUUGGGUUUAAAUUUGAACUAAAACGUGUCUCACUAUUUUUGGUUCAACCUCAGCUCAAGUCGACUAAUAUUUUGCCCGUCCGCUGCUGAUGUUGCUCUUUUUCAAUGUUGUACGCUAAAAUUCUAGAUCUCUGGCUGCGAAAUCGACUUUCUGAUGCAAUUUACAAUUGGUAAGCAGAACUACACAGUAUCGCCAAAGAACCUGAUUCAGUACAUGGGACCUCAUCAAUGGUGUCAGCUUCAAGUCAAGUCAACGGACUUUUUAGCGCCGUAUCAAUGGAUACUUGGUGCACCGUUUGUGCAAGGCUACUGUCAUGUCUAUGACUUUGAGAAUGGCAGGCUUGGCUUUGCUCCUUUGAUAAAAAUAUAG
This is a messenger RNA of Bursaphelenchus okinawaensis, 2076 nucleotides long. Lineage: Eukaryota; Metazoa; Nematoda; Chromadorea; Rhabditida; Aphelenchoididae. The record is from the annotation of a GenBank genome assembly.